UGUACAUGUCUUGUUCACUGGUAUUCCAUGCGUUCUUCAAUAUGCUCUUUCCCCUGUAGUGCCCUCCGCCAUAGCUGUCAACUCUACAGACACGCACAUCUACGCACGCAUAGUACAGCCUAAGAUACUUCGAGAUUGGGUUUCUGAUUUCUGCUUUCUGUACGAGAAAAAUGGAACUGCGGCUACCCCGACGGUAGUGUGCGACAAAAAUGAAUCAACUGUUCUGUCAGGCCUGGCAACAAAUACUUUGUACCGGAUCAGAGCAUUCUUCAAAACUACGAUCGGACACAAUAGCAGCAUGUCCUCCGAAAUCAAAAUUGGAACAUUGCCGAAAGCACCAAAUCCGCCUCUCAACCCCGUCAUCUCAAGUACUACUAUCACGGUGUUUCUAGGGCAAAUAGAAGAAGGCAACCUUCCCAUACGCCAGUAUUGUGUGCACGCAAUACCUGCUAAUGAUCUGUCCGGGAAUAUGCCAUUGGUACCAGUAUGCAGCGCCUCGAAAAAUGUCACCUUACCUGGCCUAAAACCCAACAUGAGCUAUAAUGUCACCGCCUAUGUUAGCAAUGCCUAUGGAGACAGUGACCAGUCCAGCUCCACUCGCAUUACCACGUUGCCCACAGACACAGUCGGCACCGUGGAUCCCAGCACUGGGGGGACCACCGUCUCGGUAGUCACCAAAGUGCCAUCUUCAACAACACCCCCAACCUCGGGCAAUGAAGCAAGCACCAGCGGGAUCAGUGUUGGAGGAUUCGUCGGCCUAGCUGUGGCAGGAGUCCUAACUGUAAUCCUGGCUGUAGCCAUGGCGGCCAACCGAAAAAGGAUUUCUCGCUGGUUCUCAUCGAAAGAUUUUACAGUUCCAGAAGAGAGGCCACAGGAAGCUGAUCCAAUUGAACUUAACCAGUACGAGGAUGUUCAACGCAAUGAUGAAGGAGAAGCCCACAGGCCGCAAGAUCACGAUGAACAGGCUGUUUCACAGGAGUAUUCCUACGCUGCAGUUGGUGAUCGUAUUAGAGACGAGAAACCUGCAGAAGCAGACACUCACGUGACGGCAGCAGAACACAGCCACGACAAUGAGACAGAGGCGACAGCGGCAUCGGGAGCGAGUGCACUGGAGUAUACCUAUGCCACGCCUGUUAGUCGUAAAAGAGACGUGAAACAUGCAGAGUUGGACACAGACGCACAGGGAGCGGAACACAGCGACAACCGCGAGGAACCAGCGACAGAAUUGGCCCAGUCCAAGAUUGGCUGUGAGAAUGUGUUGGGCGAGUUUUUGUCAACGUCUGAUGAUGAAACCAUUGAAAUCAAGUAUGCCGUUCUGGAUCGAACCGAAAUGAAGCCAACUUCGCAGUUAACAAGAAGCCAAGAUCCCAAGGAUGAAGAAGAGCGUGAGCAUACGUCAUAUGCGACAAUCUGCAACCCAACCUAUGAUGUUGCAGGAGAUCCCCCAUCAAACACUGCUGACGGAAUCAAAGCCGAACACACCUAUGAUGCCCCCGACAACCAUGGUGUUGUUCGUGACAGAAAGCAAGGUUGACGUAUCACCGCUUUCGACAUGAUUUCGAGUCACGACCAUUAGUUCAUUGCCACCUCUGAUCAACUCACUUGCAUGUUUCAAUCUCUCCCUACCACCACUCUCUUUUUUUCUCUUUAUUUUCUCCCCAACCAUCCUUCCCUGUAACCUAAUGACAUCUUUGCUGCCUUGCAAUUGAGCAUUUGUGCUCGUUUGGAUUAGCGAAUUCAACUAAAGUAUAAAAACAAACAAACAAACGACUAUUGCCCCCCCCCCGCCCCCCCCCCCCCCACCACCACGCCCCAAUCACUGAAUGACGUGUAAAUCUACCCCGUGCAGCGGUAUAACAUUUUAUGGAGAAAACCCCUAUUCAUGUAUCAGUGUAGAUGAAGUUUUUCUGGAAUGGCAUAUCAAAGCGACUUGUUAUAACUGUAAUCAUUUCUUUCCCACAACCAAGAUAAGAUUCAAAAACACUGUUUAGGAGCCUUGCAUUGUUCAUACUUUGAUUGAAUAUAAACUUUGCAUUAUUGUUAGUUUUGUUUAUCAGUUCACAGCCUUAACCAGAAGAUAGGUCUAGCUUUUGUCAGGGUGUGUGACAUGAUGCUUGCAGAUGAUCAUGUUUUAGCAGCACAGGAUUCUCUUUGUUCUGUAAUGAUAGAAACCCAUCUGUUCCCGAAGCUUAGCCAUACAGAUGUCAGGUUUUUGGCAUGGCAGUUUGUUGUAACCUCUUUUUGGUGAGAUUUCUCUGUAUGCUACUGAGGCUCGGACUGGUGAUCGGAUUAGCAUGUUUGCACUGCUCUGGACUAAAUGCCAUGUCGCUUUGUUCAAACUCUCGUGCUUUAUAAUACUGUAGAAGAAAUACUGCCUCUCGCAGCUUCAUUACACAUAAAACAAUUGCUGAUAAGCAACUCACCUAAACUCAACCCAGUAGUUAUUUCAACUCAUCAUUUUCGAUUUGUUUUCGCUAUAUAGUCUGUUUACAAAUUAUUAUUAUUAGCCUUCAGUCACACUGAAACAAGCACUGCAUUCUAACACGUAUUGCAGCAGUUGUUUCGGCGCCUCAGGUAUGUUG
Sycon ciliatum is the source of this 2582-nucleotide messenger RNA. RefSeq lists its product as uncharacterized. The transcript is spliced from 11 exons. Gene Ontology annotation, molecular function: protein binding. Lineage: Eukaryota; Metazoa; Porifera; Calcarea; Leucosolenida; Sycettidae. The record is from RefSeq and is a predicted model, not a curated record. Bases 299 to 1534 code for a protein of 411 amino acids.